CCGGCUUGGGGUUUGGAGGUGCAAUGGCUGCAGCGCCGGUGUUGGAAGCCCCCUCGCUGGUGGAUCGCUACUUCACGCGCUGGUACCGAGCAGAUGUGAAGGGCCGCCUGGGCGAGGACCACUGCAUCCUGCAACACUCCAACAGGCUUUGUGUCAUCACACUAGCAGAAGCUCAUCCUCUUCUUCAAAAUGGAAAAACAAUUAAAAGUGUUGACUAUCAAAUCAGUGCCCAUUGUAGCAGGCUCCAGAACAAGGUGUCGGGGAAAUCCAAGCGGGGGGCUCAAUUUCUAACAGAACUGGCCCCUCUGUGUAGGAUAUCAUGCUCAGAUGGAGACGAAUAUACUAUAUAUAGCUGUAUAAGAGGGCGAUUGAUGGAGGUGAAUGAGAAUAUUCUUAAAAGGCCUUCUAUUUUGCAGGAAAAGCCAGCCACAGAGGGAUACAUUGCAGUUGUGCUACCUAAAUUUGAAGAAAGCAAGACCAUUACUGAAGGGUUAUUAAGCCAGAAGGAGUAUGAAGAAAUUGUGAUUAAACGCACCAAUACCCCAACUGUGGAAUGCUGUUAAAAAAAAACAACCCAUCCAGAAGUCUUCCUGAGAUGACACUAUCUCCCAAACAGGGAAGCUACUUAAAGGAAGGGUUCAUUUUACCUUUUUUUUUUUUAUGGUGUUUAAGUGCUUACUAUGUGUCAAGCACUGUACUAAGAGCUGGGGUAGAUAAGAGAUAAUCAGGUCAGAUACAAUCCCUGUUCCACAUGGACUUCCGCAAGAGUUGUAGAUAAAGUAACUUUUCAUUGUAUAUGAUAACUGCAAAGUGUAAAAGGAAUCAUGAAUUUCUCCCAAGAGGUGCUAAAUCUGCACAAUUGUUUGCUAUAUUCACUUAUGAAAGGAAAUUACUUAGUUUGCUUUAUGGAUUAUUAUACAAUGCAGCUGUAGAAGAGCAGUGUUAGUGUCCAAUAUCAUACAUCUGAUGUAGUCGUGCAAAUUUUUUUUUCUUCAGAAGUGACUCAAAAACCAACCCUGGAUUAUAAUUUUUUAAGACAGAAACAAAUCAUGACCUAAUCAUAGGACUUUGCCAGUCAGUCGUUUCAAAAGCAGCAAAAUUGGAAGCUAAUAUCCCUUUAUAAUCAAGAGUAUUAAAGUAUUGCAAGGUUUGAGAUGCAUUUGUUGAAAGCA
Molecule: messenger RNA, 1172 nt
Organism: Tachyglossus aculeatus (Australian echidna)
Lineage: Eukaryota; Metazoa; Chordata; Mammalia; Monotremata; Tachyglossidae
Gene: ABITRAM
Product: actin binding transcription modulator
Exons: 6
Coding region: 24-563 (179 amino acids)
Biological process (GO): regulation of filopodium assembly; regulation of actin filament polymerization; dendrite morphogenesis
Cellular component (GO): nucleus; lamellipodium; dendrite
Molecular function (GO): actin monomer binding; actin filament binding
Source: RefSeq, a predicted model, not a curated record